Messenger RNA from Notodromas monacha, 2121 nucleotides. Lineage: Eukaryota; Metazoa; Arthropoda; Ostracoda; Podocopida; Cyprididae. The record is from the annotation of a GenBank genome assembly.
AUGCUCACUGAAUUCUUGUGCAAGCGUGAAAUGGAUGACUACGACAUUAAAUGGAAAAAUCAUGCGGUGGAGACGAUUGACGUUGUGAAACGUUUACGCGACCAAGAUGCGUUCUUGGAUGUAUGGUUGCAUUGUGAUAGUGAUGGCAAAUGUCUCCGAGCCAACAAAACCAUUUUGGCAGCAUGUAGCGCGUUUUUCGAGCGCGUGUUUGUUGAAAUCAGAGCGAAUGAUAUUGCCUCUUCUCCUGUCGUCGUCUUGAAGGACAUCCAGUCGAGAAUACUGAGACAUGCGCUCGACUUCAUGUACUCUGGAGAAGUUAUGGUUCCUUCUCACGAACUGACGGAUUUUGUGCAUGUUGCCGAAAUUUUGGAAAUCCGAGGUAUGCAGGGAGUGCAGUCAAGUCUUGGGGAGAUGGAUUCCCGGGAACAUGGCAAAGUCCCUGUGAAAGGCAAACGACGUCGGCAACCCUUGAAGACCGCUGUAACUUCGAAAAAGAAGAAAGCCGAGGUUGAUCCAGUACGGGAGAUGAACGACGACGAUCCACUCGUCAAUCACGGGGUAUCGGAUCAGCUUCUGGAAGAACUCAAGGCCGUCGCAGAAGACGCGGAAUUCGAAGACCUCGAGGAUAGAAACGUUGAUGCCGACGAUCCCGUGCCUGCAAUCAUGUUGGACGCACCGCCACAGAACAUUCCAGAUGAGAUUUCGGCAUCGGAUCCGAUUGUUCGGAAGGCCGGGCAUAUGUGGAGGGGCAAGCGGAAGGACAACCGAGGUACCGUUUUCUUUUGCGAGAUUUGUGGCCAUAUUGCGACCAAAUCCACGCAUGCCCAGGAUCACAAUCGAGUGCACACGGGGGAAAGACCAUUUCGCUGUCGUGUGUGCGAUCGGUCCUUCACUCAGAAGUCACACAGAAACAAGCACGAAGUGACGAUCCAUGCAACGACCGGCGGAAACUUGUUGUUCUUGUUAUAUCAUGAGCUCAUGCAUACUUCCGUCGCCAAGAAAGUGCUGUGGAAUGUGGAAACCUUUUUCAGAAACGUUUUGUACAGUUGUUCGCUACUGCUGCGUUGUCGAGCUGUUGAGGACGUGUAUGGUGCGAAACCGUGGCCGUCGAUGUUGGCCACGGCAUCCGGAGUAUCCGUUGCAGACGUGUGCAAAACACUGUUUGAGGAAAUCAAAAAAGACAAGAAGCACCGUUAUGUAAUAUACUUCAUCAAGGACGAGAAACAAGUGGACGUGGAGACGAUAGGUGGCCGUGAACGCUCAUAUGACGAUUUCAUCGACGAUCUGCAGAAGGAAGGUCCAUCCGAAUGUCGAUAUGGUGUGUUCGACUUCGAAUACACCCACCAGUGCCAAGGCACUAGCGAAGCGACCAAAAAGCAGAAGUUGUUCUUGAUGUCCUGGUGUCCAGACACAGCAAAAAUCAAAAAGAAGAUGCUGUAUUCUUCGUCCUUCGACGCGUUGAAGAAAUCUCUCGUUGGAAUUCAGAAGUACAUACAGGCAACGGAUCUGUCCGAAGCGUCAGAAGCUGCGGUGGAAGAGAAACUCCGUGCUACCGACAGGCAACUCAUGUCCAAAACGAGUCGAGUUGUGUACACGCUUCGCGGUUGGAUGGCUUUUAUUGCCUUCAUCCAAUUUGGCACGGCCAUGCGGUGUUUUGUUGAACGGGAUGUUUUUCUCGGCGCUAAGAGCUACGUGGAGAACCGCGAGGAUCGCGAUGUGGGAUUUGCGCUGUCACGAAUGUACAGUAUGUUCAGUAUAUUGCUGGCUGUCAUCAUCGUGCAAUGUGCUCUGCACAUCCACUACAAAACGAUCCGGCAGUUGACGCUGAUGGCUUUGGCUCUGAGUCUAUCUUUCAUUCUCACCGAGAUUUUCUACUUCAACUCCUUCAAAUCGAAUGAGGUUGCUCCUUACGUGUUCGCCCUUCUUCACAGUAUUACGCUGAUUUGUCUUUGGGCGAGUCCGUGGUUCUUCAUACCGUUGGUCGAAGAUGAUGACGAGAAGCUCAUUAGCAAGGCUAGUGCGGGGAAACCGGGUUCUUUCAACGUUGAAGCCAUGGCAAACGUUCAUUUCCGAUCGAGUUCGAAAACGAAGCGUUAUCGGAAGAAAGAGAAGACCAAGUGA